AUGAAUUCUCCAAAACGUUGUUCAUUUCGUUAUGAAAUCGAGAAAUACUCGAGAUCAUAUACCACCGCGUCCACUACCCUGUCCCAAUCACCACAAUGGACUAACAUAUCACAACCGGAUAUAGUUGUAUCUUUAGAAAAUAUGUUUCCAGCAGGAGUAAUAGCCGCAGGAGCGGAAGAACCCGUCUUGAAAGUCACUGUCGGUGGAAACACGCUGUUAGAGUGUUUAAAUGUGUCUUAUCGACACACUGAUUCCACCAAGGCCAAAGCAUUAUUAAAAAGUCCUACCAUUGGAAUAAAAUAUGUUUAUACAGUUGAUAAUCAAAACGGAAUGAUAUCUCAUGAAGCUCGUAAGUUCCAAUUGAAAUUUAAAACCGUCGACGAUUUUGAAUCUUGUGCUAGAAUCAUUGGAAGAUACAUCAGUUGCAAAUCCAUCCCAGGGAAUGAAUCAGUUGCUACUUCGGAAAUGAUCACGCAGGUCAUGUCAAGCCAGGGAAAUGGUUUAGAUUCAAAUAAUGGCGAAAGUAACAACGAUAUAAUGCAACGUUCGCAUCAAAAUAAUAGUUUACAACAAUAUAAUAAGCUUCCUUCCGUUUCGUCUGAGGAAUUCCAUGAGACCCGUCCCCAAAAUGGAAACCCUCAACUUGAAAAAUCACAGGCGGUUCUGAUUCAGCAAAACAACUUCACCAAAGUUUUAAGCAACCAAACCAACAAUUUGAUUGAUAGUGAUUGCAUCAAUUCUAAUCUCAAUUCCAACGUUAACGUUGAUGCAUCCCAAAGUAGACUCGAGUCGCAGAAUAUUCCAAAAACUAGAAUUUCAACGUAUUCUGCUGACGCGACUGGGUCGGAAUUCAGAUCAUAUCAUGAUGAUUACUCUCCAUCAACACGUGUAAAUAAUAAAGGAAAUUCCAUGAAUGAAAGGAAUAUCAUUUCGUCUCCUCAACAUGAAAAUACGUUGGAAAGAUACAAAGAACUAUCUCACCCAGCACCAAAAAGUGUCACGCUUCAACCACAUCUGCCGCAACGGCAACAGAUCGAAUUUGAUGCAAGAGAUCAGGCACAACAGAAAGAAUCCAUGAGUACAUUUCAAGUGCCAUUGACAAAUAAUCGGGGAAGUCCUAAUACACCAUCACAGAUUCCAUUACAAACGCCACCAAUAAAUAGUCAGAGAUAUCCGAAUACUCCAUCGCAACCAUCUUUUCAAGGGUCGUCUCUUUCUGAUUCUUUCUCGGAAAAAAGUCCACAUCAAUCUUUUACUGAAAAUUCGUUUAUUUCUCCCCAAGUUUCUCGGGAAUCAUAUGUCAACAAUAUGUCGCAAACGCGAUUGCCAUUGCACUCGAUGGACUCGAAUACUUUGCAAAUAAAUCAGAAAGUACACUCGGAUAGCACACAAAAAACACACCCUUACAACUUACAGGGAACUAUAUUGAGUAAUAAAAAUUUGUUGGUUGCGUCAGGAAAAGAGAACUCUCGAGAUUCUUAUGUACAGUACACUCAUACAGAUGUUAAUCAGAAUCAUCAAUCGUUGCCUCACCAUCAAAACAAUCAAAUUCUUCGUUCUCGUGCCGGAACUUCGGAGUCUACAUAUAAUCCUAAUAUCUCAAUACAGAAUCAAAACAGUCAAAUUGCAUCACGUACGGCAAACAUUAUCCACACAAAUAUUCGAAAAGAUGAUAGAAUUUCGGAUGGUACAAGUUUAAGCAUCAAGCAAGAAUUGCUUGAUCAUAUAACAUUUGUAGAUUUCCCAGAUGCACGACAAAUUGACUUAACAUUGGAUGAUGAGAAAUUUGAUUUUGACCUUCAACUACAAUGUCCUGAACGGCAAGAAUCACGACAUCAACAAAACACAAUAAGCUUACAGUCUCCUGCUUAUUCAAAUAAUGGGUCCAGUUCCCUGACACCUUCGCAUCAUUUACAGCCCUUGCCUUCUCUUCGAUCACAAUCUUUUCAAGCACUCGAUCGAGUCAAUGCUCCACGAGCAACAAACUUAAGUCCAAAAAAUAAAUUUGCUCCAUCAGACAGUCCACAAAAUUCAAUGCGAAUCAAGCCAUCAUUUAAUAACGCCUCUCGUCUGAACAAGAGCCUCUUACUUCCUAAUGAUGAUGAUGAACUUCAGGAAUGGAUAUUCAAUGUACUGGAAGAUCCUGAGUUUUCUCAAUUUGUAACAAAAGUGGAAAAGUUAUGGAAGGCUAGGUUUUUGAAUGACGCAUAA
Acaulospora morrowiae is the source of this 2211-nucleotide messenger RNA. NCBI's taxonomy places the organism in Eukaryota, Fungi, Glomeromycota, Glomeromycetes, Diversisporales, Acaulosporaceae. The record is from the annotation of a GenBank genome assembly.